Molecule: messenger RNA, 222 nt
Organism: Fomitiporia mediterranea MF3/22
Lineage: Eukaryota; Fungi; Basidiomycota; Agaricomycetes; Hymenochaetales; Hymenochaetaceae
Exons: 1
Source: RefSeq, a predicted model, not a curated record
AAAACACUCAACAUUAAUACACUGAAAUUUUAUUCUCUUAGUACAUAUACUUCUACUAUUCAUCAAUUUGGUACAACUGAUUCAUACAGUACACAAAUUGUUAAGUGUUUACUUUAUAAUACACUCUCUAUACUUAUCUUGAUUGUGUAUCUUCACAGGGGGAGUCUCAGUAUAGGAGACUCAAACACAUGUAUGCUAGAACAAACAAGUAAGACACUAUAA